AUGGCUACGUCCACUCAAAGCCCCAACGGCUUUUCCUACGCGCAGGCGGCCAAAGGGCGAGCCGCUGCCGCAAGUUCACAAACACCUUCGAGCAAGGCGGCUUCGGGCACCGCGACGCCCGCACCCGGCACAUUCUCCGAGCUGACGCCCAAUAGCAACUGGGCUGAUGAUGUCGAGGCUACAGAGGGAGAGAAGACUGUCGAGUUGAGGAAACCCGACCUGGAGGAGAAGGAGCCGAAGGAAGUACAAGAGGCGAAAGAGACGAAGGAUCACGACAAGGCACCAGCGGUCAAGGACAGUGCCGUUGAGCGUACCAAAUCCGAAAGCAAGAUCCAGAUUGCGUCUUCUGGCGUUUCCUCGCCAGAUCUGGUCGCGACAUCCAGCACGACCCAUACUGAUGACUCCUCGGCGCCCAAUGGAACAUCACCCUCUGAUACGACUUGGGAGACUAAAUCACAAAAUUCGGAGCCGGCUUGGAUUGCGGAGCGCAAGGAGCGUCAGACCACUGGUCACCACGAGGAAAGUAACAGCACGGCACCAGCGACGGGCACCGGCUCAAGUAAGCGUGGGAAGAAGGAGGCCAAGGAGGCCAAGGAACCCGCUUUGACGCAGCCUGCGCAAAAGCCCAUCGUCUUGCAUGAGGCUCCUCCCCCGCAAGUUAACAUUUGGGCCAAGCGCAUGGAAGAUGCCACCAAGGCGAAACCCGCUACAUCGCAGGCAACCAAAAUUACUGCACCGACGCUACAGUCCAAGGAAAAUGUACGACCCAAAGCCGAGCCGAGAAAGAAAGCCAACUCCACCGCGAGUGCACAGCGAGAGCCUGAAUCUCAAACAGCGGACUCGAGAAAGUCCAAUGGCUUUCAGACCAAGCGUGCUGCCAACGAGCCACGCACGAGUGUACGCCAGCCCGCUAAAUCUGCAGCGGACAACGUUCAUGCUGAGCCUCCCAAUGCAACACCCAGCCGUACAGCUCAGCGCGAGGCACAAAGUCUGCCCACCGUGUCAUCCACGGUACCGCCGCCAGUGAAGGACGAGACUUCGUGGCCGACGCCCGACAGCGCCCAGGAGAGGGAGCGCAAGGUAGCGAUCGCCGAGAAGGAGUCUGACGAGGCCGAUGCAGAUUCUAGCGCCGCCGGCAAGUCUCGUGACAAGACGAAGUGGACUCCAUUGCCAGUAACGCCGACUAUCGUGUGGCAGACUGAGGAGAUGAACCGUCCACGCGGUCAGGCAGGAGAGCGGGGUGGACGGGGCAGUACAACAACACGAGGCCGUGGUGGACUACGAGCAGCUCCGAGUGGAGCAAAGGGCGGCGAGCGUUCUGUGGCACGAACUACAGGCCCUCAGGGUGAGGCCGAGCACGCCAGCCCCGGCCAUGGCCGCUCGAGCACGGUUGAUCGCGAGGCGAUGCCACCGCCCGCUAAGCCUGCCGGUACAAGUGCAUCCCGCGAAGGCAAUGGGAACGUGCCAGAAGUGCAGUCUGGCGUUGUUGUCGGUCUCGAAUCGCGGCAACCGAAGUCGCCCUCGAAACCAGACCUAGACGGGCAAGACGCCAAGAACUCGGAUUCCAGCUUACGCAAUGUCUCGCACGAGGUUCGCGAAGUAUCAGAGGCUCCACGCGAUGCAUCCACCAAAAAGACAUCUUUCGAACAAAAGAAGGAAUCUCGGUCCAACCACGAGAGUUUCGGAGCGAAUGGCAAGGAGUUCACUGGUGGUCGUGGGAAGACCCGAGGUGGCCGUGGCAGAGGCGGUACGCGCGAGUUUGCAAAUGGGCACCAGCCAAGUGCAUCAUUCACCAACGGCCACACUGACUACGGCGCGGCGAUAUAUGGCGUGCCUCAAUCUCCGUCUUCCUUCCAGCCUACACGUGGCGGCCAUCCGUAUGCCUACGCCCAGCCGGGACGUGGGGGUUGGACUCGUGGCGGCAACUCUCGCUCACAUUCAAUUCCUAUGGAACAGAUGUACAGCCGCCCGCAAGGUCCACCGGUGCAGACAUACUAUCCUGGGAUGUAUGAGUACCCUGGUGCCAUGKCGAUGUCAUCGGCACCUUUCAGUCCAAUGAUGGAACCUCAGUAUGUCAUAGACAUGGUCAGCACUCAACUGGAGUACUACUUCUCUCUUGACAAUUUGCUGAAAGACAUGUUCUUGCGCAAGAACAUGGACACGCAAGGUUUCGUCUUCCUGGACGUCAUUGCUAACUUCAACCGUUUGAAGCAGCUCACCGUUGACAAGGACCUAAUCAAGUUUGUCUGCCUCAGAUCAGAGGUCAUCGAGAUCCGCGUCGGCGAGGACGGCAAUGAGCGUCUUCGACGGAGAGAGGGAUGGGGACAAUUUGUCCUUCCAAUGGACCAACGAGAGGCAGGCGCCCAGACGAGCGGUCCUAAAGAACUCCACCGUCCAGAGCCUGUCCAGCUGCCAUAUUGGCCUGCACAACAAACGCCAGCAUUUCGGGGUCCGUCGGCUGGUUUCCAAGCGCCCAGGGGAUCUCAAGAUUCGAGCUUUGCCAUGAAUGGCGGCGUGUCGCUCUUUUCGCCCAUGUCACCAUUUCUAGACACGUCAUAUGGCGGCUUUACCAUCGGAGAGGAGAAUCGCGGUCGCGCCGCCAAGUCCCCAGUCAAUGGAUCCCCGACAAGCCAUUCGUUUGCUGCUCCUAUCGACGACAGGACCAUGGAGCCCGAUGUGUUCGCAGACGAACACAUCAGCUCUCUCACCGUUGUCGUCAAGAUGAAUCAGCCACGCGCGAAGCCGCACCACAACGCCGCUUCUCGCACGUUUUCCAACGGAUCUAUUGAUACUGGCAGUGUGUACGCAGGAACGGACAAGGAGAAGUCAGUCGAGGACCAAACCCAUCCAAUUGCCAACGGAGAGACUGUCAUGAAUGGUGACUCACCACAUGCAACACCCUCUCGCCAUGCAAGCCCAAGCCUCGGUCGCUCCUCGGGAAAGACCGACGCGACCAAUGAGCUGAUGCUGCUGUGGGUAAAGGACAAGGACGUGCCACUGGAAAGCCUGCCACAAGACGCCGCACUCGAGCCUUACGUUCAACUGCGAGUAAAGGCACUGAAACAGCGUGAACAAGCUGCCACAGGAGCGUGUCCAUACGACCUCGACGUCCUUUACCAGUUCUGGUCUCACUUUCUUAUCCGUAACUUCAACAACAGGAUGUACGGCGAGUUCAAGUACUUCGCCGGGGACGAUGCUCAGCAACGCCGCAGUCCGGUUGGGUUGCAGAACCUCGUUCAGUAUUACGCCAACGCUCUGGCCAGCAGUAACCCCAUCCGCGAUCACAUCGUCAAGGACUACGUUGACCUCGUUAAAGCUGAGCCAUCAGUUCUGAAUGGCCAGGCACACAAGCAACUUCGUCAGGCUUGGCGCAACGGCGCUCUGAAUCUCAAGAACCGCAAGAAGCUGGCAGAUAUUCUUGAUGAUGGCAUCAAACAGAGCCUCGAGGCAUAG
This is a messenger RNA of Ramularia collo-cygni, 3453 nucleotides long. RefSeq lists its product as uncharacterized. The transcript has a single exon. Lineage: Eukaryota; Fungi; Ascomycota; Dothideomycetes; Mycosphaerellales; Mycosphaerellaceae. The record is from RefSeq and is a predicted model, not a curated record. Gene Ontology annotation, molecular function: RNA cap binding. The coding region runs from base 1 to 3453 and encodes 1150 amino acids. Gene Ontology annotation, biological process: mRNA stabilization.